AUUUUCAGGAGGUUCUCCCUGAUGUGGAAAAAGCAAUUGAGAAAGCAGAUUUUUUGUCCAUUGAUGCUGAGUUUACUGGGUUGCAACGGGAUUCUUCAUAUGCAUAUAGGGAACUAGACACUGCAGAAGAAAGGUAUGCUAAGGCAAGGAUGGCGGCAAAGGAGUUUGGAAUGAUACAGUUUGGUCUCACAACCUUUCGCUUCAUACAAAAAGAGAAGAUGUAUUCCCAUGCCACUUUCUGCUUCUACCUUUUAGGGAGGACUGGAGAAAUUUACAUUUAUGACAACAGUAGCCUCAGAUUUUUGGCAAAUAAUGGAUUUGAUUUUGCCAAGUUGUAUAAAGAGGGAUUGCAGUACAUGACUGUUAAGGAAGAAAAUGAAAAGAGAUCAGAGUUGAGGAGUCAAUCCCUAGAUCUACCCAUACCUUCACCAGUCAAGAUCGCAGAAGAAAGUGCCAAAAAGUUCUUGAGAGAAACUGAAGAAAAAAUGAUAAGCUUCAUGGCAGAUGAAACUUGUGAUGUUCUUGUCAUCCCAGGCUCUACUCUAACAGGCUUCUUCAGGAAGAUUCUUUACAAUAAUAUUGCAUCUAAGUACCAGAAUAUUCUCAUCCGUAAUGUAAUGACUGAGGGUGAGAGAAAUGUUGAAAUUAGGAAAUUUGAAACUCAACAAAAUCGAAGAAACUUCUUGCAGAAAGAAAGGGAGAAACAACUAAAUGAUCAAGUUGGCUUUACUCAGGUUGUCCGCAAGAUCCUUGAAAGUGGGAAGGUGCUUGUUGGACACAAUCUUGUGUUGGACUUGCUUCAUUUAAUCAAUAAAACAGUUCAUCCUUUACCAGAACAUUUAGAUAACUUCAAGACAUUAGUCAAGACUACUAUUCCAACAGUGUAUGAUACAAAGCUCAUAGCAAAGGAUCCACCAUUUUGUGUAGAUAUUCCCUUCACAGCCUUAGGAUCUCUUUAUAAGGAUCUGUGUGAGAAAUAUGAACCUCCAACUUUUGCUCUAGAGGAAGGGUAUGCAAGUCACAGUUGUGAAGAAGAGGGCAAGGCACAUAAUGCUGGAUAUGAUGCAUUCAUGACUGGAGUCUGUUUUGUGACAAUGGUGAAAAAGCUAGAUGGCAUGAACUGGGCAA
Messenger RNA from Penaeus monodon (black tiger shrimp), 1128 nucleotides. RefSeq names its product poly(A)-specific ribonuclease PARN-like. The record is from RefSeq and is a predicted model, not a curated record. Gene Ontology annotation, biological process: nuclear-transcribed mRNA poly(A) tail shortening. Lineage: Eukaryota; Metazoa; Arthropoda; Malacostraca; Decapoda; Penaeidae. Gene Ontology annotation, cellular component: cytoplasm. Gene Ontology annotation, molecular function: poly(A)-specific ribonuclease activity; RNA binding.